Paramecium sonneborni is the source of this 228-nucleotide messenger RNA. The record is from the annotation of a GenBank genome assembly. NCBI's taxonomy places the organism in Eukaryota, Ciliophora, Oligohymenophorea, Peniculida, Parameciidae.
AUGCCUAUGGAUAGAUUUUUACCAAAGCCAAAAGGUACACCUGGAAUAAGUAGAGGAGGAGCCAGAGGAGGAUCAAGAGGUGGUGGUAGAGGAGGACCUAGUAGAGGUGGAAGAGGAGGAGCACCUUUUAGAGGUGGAAGAGGAGCACCGAGAGGAGGAAGUGGAUUUAGUAGAGGUGGUGGAUUUUAAAGAGGAGGAGGUUAUGGAAGAGGAGGAUUUAAAAAAUGA